Molecule: messenger RNA, 823 nt
Organism: Paramecium sonneborni
Lineage: Eukaryota; Ciliophora; Oligohymenophorea; Peniculida; Parameciidae
Source: the annotation of a GenBank genome assembly
AUGAAAAGUCAAUUAAGUGAAAUAAGAAUGAGUCCUAGGUAUAUUAAAAAUAUGAUGAUCUUUAAAUCCUUUAUGACAAGUAUCUAUUAUAUUCUACUUAGAAACUCAACCUUCCAUUAAUCCAGUAAUGGUAAGAAUUUAUGGAAAAUAUCAUGCUGAAAGAGAGAUUAUUAAUAACUAAGAAGUAAAACAGAAAUCUAAAACUUAAAGAAAAAGAACCAAAAGGGCUAAAAUUGAUUCUGAAGAUAAAGUGCUUCUUCUUAUCUAAAAAGAUUUUGAAAGAGAGACAAAAUAAAUAAAAAAACUUGGAAAUCAUACUGUUAGAAUAGAAGAGCUAUAAAAAUCAAUUCAUAAUUAGUUAAUGAAUAAGAAUUCUAAUUCAAUCUCUAGUUUAAUUAGUCAAGAUUAUGAUAUGAAACUAGCUCCAUCAUAUUAUGAAUUAUUGAAUACAAUUCAACCAGAAAUGAAUUUUAAAAGUAAAUUAACUCUAAGAGAACCAUUGAGUAAGGCAAAGGCCUUAUUAUCUUAGAAAGAGGAGAAAAAGAGAAUUUAUGAAUCUUAAAUAAGGCAUUAAAGGGAUUUCUUUAGACAACCUACUCUAACAGAUUUACCUUCUGCUGGAAAUAAAAGAACCACACUCAAAAGUAUAUUUGAAGACCCAGAAAAUAAAAAAUAAGCUAAAAAAUUUAUAAAUAGUAUCAGCUAGCAUUGUAAAUCAGAAAGCACUGAAUGUUGUAAAAUCCUUCAUUAAUGUUCCAAGGUUUAGGGAAAAUUCAAUAGUCACUUUGAAGAAAUUCUAGAUAAUUACUUUACUUAAAUGUGA